AUGCCGCAGCUAGCUCUUGUCAAGCAUCUCUACUCAAGUCUCAAUGUCACACGAGUCCUAUCAGUGGCAUCAUCAACGCAACGAUUGAUACCUCGACCGUUCUUAUUCUCCCAGUCAUCAAAGAAAAACCAUCAGCACCGCCUCUAUCAACACCAUGGACCAUCACUUCCUCCUCAACCCGGGCCAGGCCCUGCUGAUAGUGUGCGGAAGUGGAAAAUGCUUGGCUACAUUGCAUGGGCACUAUUCUGUGGGCUUAUCGGCGCAGGCAAGGUCUUCAGGGAUCACAUAAAUGCAUACCGACUGGCCAGCAAGAUUGAAGUCGAGUCUGUCGUCGACGAUCAGCUCGUAAGGUACGCAUUGGAGAUGAUGGACAAGACCCCAGCUAUAAAAGCACUCAAGAACGAUCCGGAUUUCAGGGAGAUAUGA
Exophiala bonariae is the source of this 426-nucleotide messenger RNA. RefSeq lists its product as uncharacterized. NCBI's taxonomy places the organism in Eukaryota, Fungi, Ascomycota, Eurotiomycetes, Chaetothyriales, Herpotrichiellaceae. Bases 1 to 426 code for a protein of 141 amino acids. The transcript has a single exon. The record is from RefSeq and is a predicted model, not a curated record.